GACAUUUGACAGAUGUCAAAUUAAAGGAUAGAAAUGGCUGUUUUCGCUGCUGCUCAGCUUUUAGACGAAUUAAUGGGGCGCAAUCGAAAUGUGGCCCCCAACGAGAAAGUGAAAGAGUUAAAUUGGGAGGACCCCGAGUAUUGCAAAUACUACCUAGUGAAAUUUUGUCCCCACGAUUUAUUUGUAAAUACCCGAGCCGAUUUGGGUUCUUGCGCAAAAGUCCACGACGAGGAAGCUCGAAAAAUGUUUAAUCAAGCGAAAACCCACCGAAAAAUCCAUUACCAAGAAGAAUUCAUCCGAUUUUGUACAUCAAUGUUAAACGAAGUGGAGCGAAAAAUUCAAAAAGGGAAACAAAGACUAGCACUGAGCGGGAAAGGAGAAUUAAAUAACUUAAUUCCAGCACAAAAUCAGCGUAAUUCCGAACAAAUCGAUUUGUUAACUGAGCGAAUAAAUGGGUUGGUGGAAGAAGCAGAACAAGCGGGAACUGACGGAAAUGUUGAACAAGCACAAGGUUUAAUGAAAUUGUGUGAUCAAUUAAAAGAGGAACGGGACGCAUUGCAAAAACAGGGCGAAAGCAAUCAUUGGAGUACUGCAGAGAUCGCUGCAGCUCAAGAAAAGCAAAUGGAAGUGUGUGAAGUUUGUGGAGCCUUUUUGAUCGUCGGGGACGCCCAACAAAGAAUUGAUGAUCAUUUAAUGGGUAAACAACACGUUGGAUAUGCUAAAUUAAAAUUAGCCACUGAAGAAAUCACCUGUGUUGUUCAAACUGCAAGGGAAGAGAGGCGAGGAGCUCGUUCUGGGGGAUUAGGUUCCACACCAACUGUUGAUGAUAGAAGAGAUCGAACUCGAGAUAGGGAUAGGGAGAGGAGUCGAGAAAAAAAUGAUCGAUCAGAGCAUAGGUCAGAUAGAGAUAUUUCAAAAAUAAACGGUGAAUCCCGCGAUUGGAGAGAUAAAGAGGAAAAAAGGGACCGUUACGAUAGGAAUCGAAGAUCGCCGGAUCGCGAACGAGACAGAUUGGAACGAAGGGAAAGAGAUCGAUCGGAAAAUGGAAGGGAUAAAAAGGAACGGAAAGAAAAGGAUCGCCGGGAAAGAGAUCGAGACCGAAAACAUCGCUCUGAUCGAGAUUCAGGAAAAGACCGAUCUUCACGUCAUUCGCACAGGCGUUAAUGGUAUACCCAAUAUAGUGCAGUAAGAAUGGAACAGUGCAGUUCAGCAAAACAGGUGAGCGUUCAAGAGUAUAGUUGAUUCAAUGUCCCCGUGGAUGUGAGGAACCCAAAUUCUUCUAACGCCAGGUGACUUAAUCUAUAAUAAUAUAUUAAAUAGACCCGGCUUUCGAUAUUCCUUAGGAAAUAAGAGUGUUAUGUAAAAUCCGUAGUAGUUUUGCGGUUUAAAUAAAUUAAUAUUAAUAAAAUGUUUUCUUAAAAAAUA
Messenger RNA from Onthophagus taurus, 1425 nucleotides. RefSeq names its product luc7-like protein 3. The record is from RefSeq and is a predicted model, not a curated record. Gene Ontology annotation, molecular function: mRNA binding. Gene Ontology annotation, cellular component: U1 snRNP. Gene Ontology annotation, biological process: mRNA splice site recognition. Lineage: Eukaryota; Metazoa; Arthropoda; Insecta; Coleoptera; Scarabaeidae.